Pangasianodon hypophthalmus (striped catfish) is the source of this 3799-nucleotide messenger RNA. It is a transcript of the gene trim65, whose product is annotated as tripartite motif containing 65. Bases 162 to 1721 code for a protein of 519 amino acids. NCBI's taxonomy places the organism in Eukaryota, Metazoa, Chordata, Actinopteri, Siluriformes, Pangasiidae. The record is from RefSeq and is a predicted model, not a curated record. Gene Ontology annotation, molecular function: protein binding. The transcript has 7 exons.
UGUAAAAAUAAAAAAACAUUGACAGUAGGUGAGCUAUUGCGUUGAAGUCAUUGCGUUGUGCAACAUUUUCAUUAACUGACAAAUGUGGGGGAAAAAUCAGCAUACUAGCAUUUAGGUUGCUGUUAGCUUGCUAGCUGUCAAAACGGUAGACAGAUCUGGUCAUGGAGGAGCACAGUCUGACCUGCACCAUCUGUUUGGAGCGUUUCAAAUACCCAGUGACUAUCCCUUGUGGCCACACCUUCUGCAAGGAUUGCAUAUCCAAACACUGGGAUCAGAUGGAGCGAGGUGGACCUCAGAAUACAUUCAACUGCCCAAUAUGCAAAGAGACGUUCUCCCCAAGACCCACCCUGAAUCGGAACGUUUCUCUGUCCGUCUUGAGCGAAGUGGCCGCCAACAGCUCAGCAGAGAGGGCUGCAGGUGCGGCGUGUAGAAUAGACCGAGUCGAAGACGGCUCUGAGGAGCUCUGUCCUCGGCAUCAAAAGCCUCUUAUCUACUACUGCAGGAGCGAUUGUAUGUGUGUGUGCUGUGUGUGCUCUGUGAAAGAGUGCAAAGAUCAUGACAAGGUGCUGGUGGAAGAGGAAAGGAGUAACAGAGAAGAGGGACUGAAGAAGAAGGGCAUGGAGAUUGGAAAAUGCAUAGAGGAUACAGAGAAGAACAUUCUGAUGCUCUCAGAAAAUAUCACUGAAGCUAAGGUGUCACUGCAGCAGACGUCUCAGUGGGUGAGCGCCAAGUUCUCACAGCUGCUGAAGGUGCUGAUGGAGAAACAGGAAGUGACGCAGAGUUUCGUGGAGCAGCAGCAGGCCAGCACUGUAUCUCAGGCUGAGACUCGGCUCAGCAACCUGCAGGAGAAACUUAAGCAGCUCAGAGAGCUACAGGAGCAGAUCAGCAGCCUCAGUGCCCUCCCCGACUGCCAGCUCAUUCAGGACUCCAGGCUGGUGGAGGUCCCUCAGAUGGGUUCAGUUCCUGUAGAUGUCAGUGUAAACCUUCAGGAGAAGCUCAAUCCCGUCACAGACGUUCUGUCUCGCAUCUCAAAGCUGGUGUGUGAGGAUCUGGAUAAAGCUGUGUAUGCAGCUGUGAGCCACCACAAAGAAGGCUCUCCUCAAGACAAGAGACCAAUGCUUGCUGUUGUGCCAAGUCCAGCCACUCCACCUUAUCCAGCAGGAAAGGAAGGCCUCAUUCAAUACCGUUGUUCAUUGACCUUUGACCCUCGCACAGCCAACGCUCACCUCAUGCUUUCUCAGAACAACCAGCGGGCGGAGCACCUGAUCUCAGGGCCUCAUCCAGUGCCAGCUGACGAGGCACGCUUUGACCACACCUGGCAAGUGUUGUGCUUUGAGAAUUUCACACACGGUCGCCACUACUGGGAGCUGGAGGUGUCCAAACCGUGGGCGUAUGUAGGUGUGACGUACCCCGGCAUCCCGCGCAAGGAGAAAGGCAGGACGUCCAUGCUGGGAAUGAAUGAGCUGUCAUGGAGCCUGCAGCUGAAUGAGCGCCAGCUCACCGCUUGGCACGGUAGCCAUGGAGAGCCUGUAACAGGCGAGCUGCAGUUAAACAAACGGCCUCUGCGCAUUGGCAUGCUGCUGGACUAUGACGAAGGCACUCUGGCUUAUUAUGGGGAGAACCAGGUGAGGCUGCACGCCUUCCACUGCGUCUUUUCCCAUGAGCUCUAUCCUGCCUGCUGGAUCGGGGAGGGGGUCAGUGUCACUCUCUGCCCAAUGUGAACAACUUUUCAAAACAAAGGGUGCGGAACUGAAGUUCAUAAAACACCGUGAUUCAGCUCAUAAAACACGUUCUAACUGAAGCAAAUGCAGCAAAUGAACAAGCACACAAUAGGGACACUUAGAGUAGGAAAGUAGUUCCAGGCCUCCAAGAACUAUUGUGGAGAUCCUCACCACUAACAAAUGCUUUCAGCAAAAGCCACUUCCUGAAACCUAGACUUUUAAUAGAAAAACUGUGCUCAAAGACUAUUACAGAACACCCAAACACCAGAUGUUCCAGCACAAGUUACACUUUUUAUUUAAUAAUGUGAACAAACUUAUUCACUAAUAUAAUUUUUUUUUUGAUGUUAGAUUUGUGUACACUGAAAAUCAAGUUAACCUUUAUGUUGCAAUUCAUGCACUUUGUGGCUACUGCUAAUGUUUGGUACUACAAAGCCAGCCAUGGCGUCACAAUACGGCACGCUUUUCUACCCAAACAACUUUACCUGAAAAUGGUGUUUUCACAGACAGACAAGUGGUCAGUGAAGUUAAGAUCAAUCUCUUUCCACUCCUUUAGCUCUACUAUAUCAUAGAGCUGCACAAUUCUUCAUGAGUGACAGCUCAGUCUGCAGUCUGAGUUAAUGAUUUACUGCAUAUUUGUACUGUAAUAUCCAAAAUCUUGAGCAGAAAUAAAACUUUAACAUUUCUUAGAGUGCCAAGAGCUCAAUGUGUACUCACAGGUUUAAGAGGUUAAAUAAUUAGUCACUGGUUUUGUUUCUGCCAAGAGCAAGUCAAGCCACAUAUGAAUGAAAAUCCAGAUCAUUCAUUCAUUUCACACAUUUACUCGUUUGUCUAGUAAUCUGGAAUUUAUUCUUCUGUACAUAACAUUAAACAUUUAGGACAACUUCGUUCCUUCUCGCUAUACGCAGGUGUAAAGGGUCACUUUAAGAUUCACUCACAGUUUUCUCAUGUUGUAGCUCCUCUUUUUCAUCUGUAGACUCUUUGUUCUUCAGGUGCAUGAAUGUGGUCGUGCGGUACAAUGUCUAUGACGUCGCUGACAAUGGUCACGGUGAAUAACCUGUACAAUAUAUCUAAAACUUAAAUGGUUUUGAGCUUUUUAAGUUUGACGUACUACAAGUUACACUCUGCGAGAAAAAGAAACACUACAGUGGCAAACUUUAGGACACUCUCACUAAUAGCUCGUUUGCAAAUUCUGUCACUAUCCUUGUUCAUCUUCUGGUUGUAGAUUUGUUUUACUUCGAAGACUGAGCAUUCCAGUAGUCAUUUAACUUUUUUGAGCCACUUUAAAUGGUGACAACACUGAAGCACAUAUUUCCAGUAUCAUUUAAAAAAAGAGGUUGAAUCUGGUUUUAAAGACACUUUUUUUUUUUUUUUUUUUUUUUUUUUUUUUUUUUUUAUUUGGUUAGAGUGAGCUUUGCCAAUAAUUUUUGUUCAGGACUGUUGCGUGCUUUUCCAUGCAUAGAUGGUUUGUAUCCUCAAAUUAAUACAGACUGCUUUAAUGAGUCCCUGUGUCUUUUUACACAUGGUGUAAAAAAAAAAAAAAAAGUCUGUCCUUUCUACUUGUGGUGUUAUGUACUCAACCAGUAACCAAGUUUAAUAUGGUGGUGGUUUCUGAGUCAGUCUCUCCUGUGCUUGUCACAUUGCUGCCUAGAUUGGGUCAUCUGCUUGUGCAGUACAUAUAAAUAGUGUUUUAUUUCAGCCCAGCAUAUUUACAUUACUGUCCUUCUGUGAAGGGAUUUUUUUUGUCUUUUUUUAAAUGGACUGAAUGUGAAGCACAUUGAUUAUGUACUAUAUUAAAUUAACCCUUGCCUUUUUAUUGUGACUAUUAAAAUGUGGAUGGGCUUUGAACUGCAAACAACAUGGGCUGAGUGUAGAUAUGUAAAAGAUUGUGAAUCUUUGGGAUCAAAUCUAUUUGCAGCAUCUGCUGCAAAGAAAUGGUGACAUUAGGAGAAGCGCACACACAUCCAGAAAGUGAUAAAUGCACUCCACUUAUACAUGAUGUGCCAUGAUGUGAAACCCAUCUGAUCCAGUGACAUUCUUCCUAAUGUAAAACUGGGCCAAGAACAUAAACCAUAUCGCCU